Saprolegnia diclina VS20 is the source of this 792-nucleotide messenger RNA. RefSeq lists its product as hypothetical. Bases 1 to 792 code for a protein of 263 amino acids. Lineage: Eukaryota; Oomycota; Saprolegniomycetes; Saprolegniales; Saprolegniaceae. The record is from RefSeq and is a predicted model, not a curated record. The transcript has 2 exons.
AUGGACCAAGCAGAUGACGCGGGGACGGACUCGAUUCUCGCCCACGCGCGUCGUCUCGCCAGUCUCGGCGAGGCCGGCUCGGCCAAGCGCCCGCGAACGGAGUUCAACCCGAAUGCGAUCGAGGUGGGGCUCCACUGUCUGAUCACGAGCGAGCAAUAUGCGCACGCUCACCCUGCGCAGUUUAUGCACCGGGUACGCAAGAACAAGAACCUUGUCUUCUUCAAAUACCCGGCGGUAUUGCGAGCCCUCUUCAGUUUUGAAUUUGGCCCGGGACGCCUCUCGCUACUGCAUUUCCAACCGCGCGACUACGACGAGAUUGCGGCAUGGGGCGCGGCCAAUGGGAGCAUCAUGCAAGACUACUCGUUGACCGCGACCCUACCCUCCGCAGUCGCGGAAGGCCCCGUCGGCGCUGCGCUGGCCGCCUCGUUUGAGAUGCUUCUCAUCUACGCGGCUCAGUAUUGUCGGCCCUUCCUUCUCGUCGCGGCCUACGCUGCGGACGUUGUGCAGAGGAUCGACUCGGUGUUUGAGCAACUUCACUCGGACAUCUCCAACGAUUUGUACGGGGAUAAUGCGACGGCUUUACAUCUACGGACGCGGCAUCUUUUCGACGUCGAUUCGCGCGAGCUCCAUAGCCGGCUCUCGGCCGCGUACCAGCGACAAAUGGCGAUAGUCAUGGCGGCGCACCCUCUACUCAGCGAACGCACCACGGCCACGGCAGCGGACGUCGCGGACAUCAAGAAGUCGCUUGGUGGGUUCCGUCCCAAGUUCCAGCACCUGGAUACGUCGAUCUGA